UGACACAGUUGACAAGCGAACGCAAAAAAAGCAACAUCAACGCAACGCCAGUGCUUUAGUGUAAUUAGUAAAGUGCGGUCUCGAAAUCACACGAAAUCACACGAAAUUAAAAAUUUAAAUUUCAGUUUUUCAUAUUUGAAAUAGUUCGUUUUUACAAAAUGAAAGUAGUUUGUGCUUUAGUUAUAUUUACUGCCGCCAUAUUCGGUUCUGCGAAUGCGGUCGAGCAAGUAUUUGAUACAGUGGAAGAGCACUUGCGCUUGGGACAAUUUGGUCAAGUAUUCUCUUCUGAGAAAGGUUUUGAGCAAGUCUUUGGUGUUAUUACGCCUACAGACUCAAUAUUGGGCCUGACUACAGUGCAAGCGCGCUUUCGUUUGGGUCAAGUAGUGACUGCCGAUUAUACAUUUACGGGUGCUACUGCAACAGCCAGAGUCGUAGGCAUCAGAGUGAGAGACAACAAACGCAUGGGAAAAAGCCCCGCUGUCUCAAUAACAAGUGGGGCACUAGGUUCAGCCACUAUCACCCUAAGGUUUACGUCACAACGCGGCUUUGGUAUCAACAGUGAGGUUACUGUCUAUGGCACACCAUAAGUUUCUAUGCUAUAUCGAAUGGAUUAUAUUCCUUUUGUUAAUGCAAGACAAAAUUAGUUUUUAAGUAUAAUUAUAGAAAGGUAGAAUUGAAAUCCAAUCACAAUAAACAAUUACAUUUUUUUUAUAAAA
Molecule: messenger RNA, 716 nt
Organism: Zeugodacus cucurbitae (melon fly)
Lineage: Eukaryota; Metazoa; Arthropoda; Insecta; Diptera; Tephritidae
Exons: 2
Coding region: 159-587 (142 amino acids)
Source: RefSeq, a predicted model, not a curated record